AUGGAUGAAUCAAGAGAAGUACGAACAGAUGGCAAUUCUCUCCUGAAGGCUGUCUAUUUGAGUCGUCUACGUCUGACUCGGCUGCUUCUGGAGGGAGGGGCCUACGUAAAUGAGAGCAAUGAACACGGCGAGACGCCGUUAAUGGUGGCUUGCAAAACACGUCACUCGGAUACACAGAGUGUGGCCAAACACAAAAUGGUCCAGUAUCUCCUGGAAAACGGUGCUGAUCCAAACAUUCAAGACAAAAGUGGGAAAACUGCUUUGAUGCAUGCAUGCCUUGAACAGGAUGAAACUGAAAUCCUGUCCCUCCUGCUGACGAAUGGUGCCGAUCCAACGCUGGAGGACCACUCCGGUUCGUCGGCACUUGUUUACGCCGUUAAUUCAGGUAACAGGGACAUUCUCAAGAUCCUCCUAGAGGCUUGCAAAGCUAAGGGAAAGGAGGUCAUUAUCAUCACAUCCAACAAGCUACCAUGUGGCCAGCAGAGAACAAAGCAGUACCUAAAUGUCCCUCCACCCCAACAUCUAGAGGAACAUCCGUAUUGUACACAAACCUGCUCGUCUCCUUUUGAGACCCAGCAACAGGGUUCCUCGGCAAGUGCUUCUCCACAGCCUGGCAGUCCUCUAUUUAGCCUUAGAAAUACCAAGGGUCCUGGCGUAUCGGUUAGCCUUGAUAGAUCUAGACCAGAUUCUCCAGUUAAACAUCCUAGUCCGUUACGCAUUCCUAGUGUGGAUAAGAGGCUAACUCUGCAGCGACUACACUCUCAGCAAUGGACCAAAAGUCCAACCCCACUUCUUCAGAAGAGCCAGACCUCCCUGUUGACAGAAGAGCAAGUAGAAUCACCAUCAGAGGAGAUCUCAUCGUUCAGAAGCCUUAAUUUCCAUAGUCGGGCUCCAGCUUUUUUGCGCCACCAUAGCAUGGACAUAAAAGAUGGGCUCCUGAAAGCACUGGACAACAUAUCAGGGGGCCACAGUGGAAGAUGCUUUGCCCGAAAGAUGUCAUAUGAUAGCGCUGCAAGUGCACAGUAUUCCACUUCUAACCCAAACUUACAUCAAGAAAACAAUCUCCCAUUUCCUCUUGAAACCAUUCCUGCCGAUGGCGAUGCAUCUGACAGACAGUUAAACAUUUCCAGUCUGCAAAACGUUAUCCAUCGACGCAACAUUGGCGUUGAUCAUUACAGUUCAGACUCUCACUUACCGCAAUUUGGUGGUAAAGACUCAAACUGUCUGAAAAAAGGAUUGGACAGGUCCAAACUGAUGAACAGCAGAUCCUCUACUCUGUCAGGCUCCAGAGAGUCUCUGGGUAGUUUUUCCCAGAGACGAGGUGCUGUUGGAUUAGAACGAAGAGGCUCAGGGGCCCUCCUCCAGGAUCACAUCUCCUCUACUCGGCCCGGAUAUCUCCCCUCUCUCAACCCGCAUGCUCCCAUUCCAGAUAUUGGGGCCAACUCUGUCUCUCUGUGUCCCAGUGGAAAAACACUCAAUGUAGUUUUUAAAGGCUCUAAACCUAUUCUGCCCUGUGUACAGAUUUUCCCAAGAGAUAUGAACACCAGUAAAAUGCUGUGGAGGCGUCACUCCAUGCAGAGUGAACAGAUUAAGCAGCUGUCUGACUUUGAGGAAAAGUAG
This is a messenger RNA of Nerophis lumbriciformis (worm pipefish), 1620 nucleotides long. Lineage: Eukaryota; Metazoa; Chordata; Actinopteri; Syngnathiformes; Syngnathidae. The record is from RefSeq and is a predicted model, not a curated record.